Molecule: messenger RNA, 1722 nt
Organism: Kuraishia capsulata CBS 1993
Lineage: Eukaryota; Fungi; Ascomycota; Pichiomycetes; Pichiales; Pichiaceae
Exons: 1
Coding region: 1-1722 (573 amino acids)
Cellular component (GO): cytosol
Molecular function (GO): NADPH-hemoprotein reductase activity; FMN binding; flavin adenine dinucleotide binding
Source: RefSeq, a predicted model, not a curated record
AUGACCAACCAAAGAAAUCUGGUGAUCCUUUUUGGGUCGGAAACUGGUAACUCUGCGGACCUUGCACACGUCCUUGCGAGGAAGUGCCGGUACCAGCAGUUCAAUGUGACGGUCACGCCCAUGAACCGUUUCGAAGUGAAAAAUCUUCUGGAAACUUCGAUUUUGGUGGUAAUCUGUUCCACAAUGGGCCAGGGUGAUAUUCCUAGAAAUGCUACCAAGUUUUGGAAGUUUAUGCUCCAGAAGAAACUGCCUUCUAAUCUGCUGAAUCAUGUGCGAUUCACCACCUUUGGUCUUGGUGAUUCCUCGUACCCGAAAUACAACCAUGCAAUCCGCAAAAUACACAACAGGUUUCUCCAGCUAGGUGCAAUUGAAAUGAGCCCUCGUGGUGAAAGUGAUGAGCAAAGCCCGCUCGGGUCCGAAGUGUUUUACAUAGAAUGGGAGAAAGUUUUCUUCGAGAAUCUGGGCAAGAUAUGUGUGUUGUUUGAUGAUGUCAAUUCGGAUACGCUAUUGCCUCCAGAGAAUACAUUUGUUGUACUUGGCGAAAAAGCUGCGACUGAAGACUCGAAGCUGGUUGCACUGAAUAGAGCUGGAGACACCACCAGAAAAGGUACAAUUGUCUUUAACAAACGAAUCACAGCGGAGACCCAUUACCAAGAUGUCAGGCAGCUUGUGAUAGAAGACGAUAGUGGCUCCCUGGCCUAUUCUCCUGGUGAUACUGUUGCUUUAUAUCCUACCAAUGACUCGGAAGAUGUGGAUCAAUUGCUCAGAUAUUUGAAAUGGGAUCACAUAGCGGACAAUUUGAUCCAAUUGAAUGGGGAACUGGGUGUCGAUGGAGAGGUGGUGAUGCCACUCACGUUGAGAUCGCUGUUCACACAUCAUCUAGACAUCAAUGCCAUACCCAGAAGGUCUUUUUUUCAGAUUUUGUACCACUUUUCUGACAAUGAGAGACACCGGGAAAAGCUGAAAGAGUUCUCGUUGGUUGAGGAAAGUGAGAGUUUGUAUGAUUAUGCAAACCGUCCUAGAAGGUCCAUAAUGGAGGUCAUUCAGGAAUUUGAAAGUCUGCAUAUCCCAUUGGAGCACUGUCUGGACCUUUUUCCGCUCAUUCAUCCACGGUUAUUUUCCAUUUCCUCUGGGCCAGACUCCAGACGUGUUGAGCUGACCAUUGCGAUAGUCGAGUACAAGACCAUCAUCAGAAAGGUCAGAAAGGGUCUCUGUACACGUUGGAUCAAGACUUUGCAGAAAGGUGACCAGAUUGUGUUUGAAGUUCACAGAAAUAAUCUCAAAUUGGACUCGCAAACUCCCAUUAUCAUGGUUGGUCCAGGAACAGGUAUAGCACCUAUGAAGUCACUCAUAGAGUACGAGCUCGGGAAGGAUAUUCCGAGGGACAUGUAUCUUUUCACAGGUCACCGAUAUAGAUCUCAGGAUUUUCUCUAUGGAUCCCAGUGGGAAAACAGAAAACUCCAACUCUUCACUUCUUUUUCAAGAGAAAGUGGAGGCUAUGUGCAGGAAAGACUGUAUGAGCAUAAAGAGCUUGUCAAUGAUUUGUUAAUCAACCAAAAGGCCUACUUUUAUCUCUGUGGGUCUUCUGGAAAGAUGCCAAUACAGAUACGCAUUACUAUUGAGACCAUUCUACAAGAGUGCAAUGAUUGGUCGGAAGAUAAAGCUAAGCAAUAUCUUCAGCAGAUCGAAAGCGAGCAUAGGUACUUUCAGGAAACUUGGUGA